Aspergillus mulundensis is the source of this 2625-nucleotide messenger RNA. RefSeq names its product putative DUF221 domain protein. Gene Ontology annotation, cellular component: plasma membrane. The coding region runs from base 1 to 2625 and encodes 874 amino acids. Gene Ontology annotation, molecular function: calcium-activated cation channel activity. The record is from RefSeq and is a predicted model, not a curated record. NCBI's taxonomy places the organism in Eukaryota, Fungi, Ascomycota, Eurotiomycetes, Eurotiales, Aspergillaceae. The transcript is spliced from 6 exons.
AUGGCGGAGCGGACUUUAAUGAACCUUCUCGUUGCACGACAAGAUCUGCUUGAUCCCAACAAUGAUCCCAAUCUCGGGUCCUCGAGAGGAAACGCCUCCUCAACGACAUCUGAGACACUAGACACAAUUACUGGUGGAGGAGACUCUACGUCCCUAUCCUCACUUCUAUCUACUCUGCUUCCAGCAUUGGUGCUUGCAACCAUCUGGUUCUCAAUCUUUCUAAUAUUCCGCCGAACGCAGCUGCGAUGUACGUUUGCGUCGUCAAUCAAUGUGGCUCCUAGUGCAGUUGCUGAGACAAAGAUAAAUAGUGAGAAAAGUCCACAGCUUCCUACAGGGUGGGUGAACUGGGUUGGACAAUUCCUCAAAAUCUCCGACGCCCAUGUCCUCAACCAUCAUUCAAUGGAUGGCUACCUCUUCCUGCGUUUCCUACGGAUCCUCUGCGUAACAUUCUUCGUCGGAUGCCUAAUUACAUGGCCAGUACUGCUUCCUAUUCACGCCACAGGUGGCGUGGGGAAUACUCAGCUCGACGCUUUGAGCUUCAGUAAUGUGAAGGAUAAAAGCCGUUACUAUGCCCAUGCCAUCAUGGCAUGCGUGUACUUCACAUAUGUGUUUUAUACUGUAACCAGAGAAAGUAUAUUUUACGCAAACCUGCGGCAGGCAUACCUUAACUCGCCUGCAUAUGCCCACCGGAUUUCAUCCAGAACAGUGCUUUUCAUGUCGGUUCCAGAAGACUAUAAGAAUGAAAAGAAACUACAACAAGUCUUUGGGAAUAGUAUCCGUCGAGUUUGGAUCACGGCCGACUGCAGUGAACUCGAGAAAAGGGUCCAGAAAAGGGACAAGUACGCCCACCGGUUGGAGAGACUGGAGACAAAACUGAUUCGAUCGGCUAAUUCCAUGCGCUUGAAGCUACUCAAAGCUGGUAAUUUUUCAUGCACAGAUUGUGCCGAUGGCGAAGACAAUGGCUCAGCAAUGUACCAUAAGCUUCGACGCCCGACUCACCGUCCCAAGCUCCUUGGAGAAAAGGUCGACUCUAUACGCUGGCUCCGCGAGGAGCUGGUCAAUAUAUCCAAAGAAAUCGAGGGCAUGCAGAAGAAACACCAAAAUGGGGAAGCACGGCUGCUCUCUGCUAUCUUCAUCGAGUUCAACUCUCAGUCUGAUGCGCAAGUCGCGCUCCAAACACUAUCUCACCAUCAGCCACUUCAUAUGACACCUCGAUUCUCUGGUAUAUCUCCUGACGAGGUCGUCUGGUCCGCGCUAAACCUCAGCUGGUGGCAGCGUAUCGUGAGACGGUUUCUCAUCCAGGGUGGUAUAGCAGCAAUGAUUAUAUUCUGGUCCAUUCCUUCCGCGCUUGUUGGUACCAUCUCUAAUAUUUCCUACCUCACGACUGAGAUCCCAUUCUUGGGCUUCAUCGAUGACCUUCCUGGGGUGAUCAAGGGCGUGAUCGCGGGAUUGUUACCGGCUGCGGCUCUGGUCCUACUGAUGUCUCUCGUCCCUAUAAUUUGUCGAUUUUGCGCCCGGCGUGCCGGCGUUCCUUCCGCAGCCCGUGUUGAACUCUUCACUCAGACGGCACAUUUCUGCUUCCAGGUCGUCCAGGUAUUUCUCGUGACGACGUUGACAUCCGCAGCCUCCGCAGCGACAGCGCAAAUUAUCCAAGAUCCGCUUUCAGCAAAGGACCUCCUUGCCGAAAACUUGCCCAAGGCAACCAACUUUUACAUUUCCUACUUCCUCCUCCAGGGUCUAACCACCAGCUCCUUAGCCGUGGUGCAGAUCAUGAGCGUGCUCGUCUUCAAGUUUAUAACCACCUUCUUCGACGGCUCCCCUCGUCGCCUCUACGAGCGCUGGGCCGCACUCAGCCAGAUAAGCUGGGGAAAUGUCUUUCCCGUCUUCACAAACAUGGGCGUAAUUGCACUUACAUACUCCUGCAUCGCCCCUCUAAUCCUCGGCUUCUGCUUCGUCGGUCUGUACCUCGUCUACCAAGCCUACCGCUACAACUUCCUUUUCGUCUACGACAUCCGCAUCGACACAAAGGGCCUCGUCUACCCACGCGCCCUCCAGCACCUCCUAACAGGCAUCUACCUGGCCAACAUCUGCCUCAUUGGUCUCUUCGCAAUCAAAUCAUCCAUUGGCCCCCUGCUCAUCAUGGUCUUCUUCACGAUCCUCUUUAUAUGCGCACACCUCUCCCUCAACGAGGCCCUGGCACCACUCAACUCCUUCCUCCCACGCACCCUCGACGUCGAGGAAGAACUGCAACAAGCUAAAGAAGAGGAACUUGCGCUCCUCCAGACCGCACCACGGAGCAGGUGGUCCCGCGUCCUGAAAUGGUUCCAUCCGAACCUGUACCGGGAUUUCGCGGCGCUGAGGCGCAAGGUGCGCAGGGACCAUGUGGAGAUUAGGUACUCGGAUGAGGAGAGGAGGAAUGCGUACUUUGAGCCGUGUAUUACGGCUAAGACGCCGACGAUCUGGAUUCCCAGGGAUAAAUGGGGCGUGUCGAAGUUGGAGAUUGAGGAGAGUGACCCCAGUAUACCGAUCACGGAUGAGGGGGCCCAUCUCAAUGAGAAGGGGAAGAUUGUUUGGGAUAAGUUUGAUCCGAAUUUGCCGCUUUGGCAGUUGAAGACGCUUUAUUAG